GAUCCGACCGGAGUCUGCAGCCGGAGACCGGUCACCUCCUUUUCUGCUCCUUCAGACACUAAUCCUGCAAAACACAGGGAGCUGAGGACUACUGUCACACAUUAGUAUUUUAUUAUUUUAUUGUUUUUAUGUGUGUGUUCAUGUGAGAAUCAGCUGCAGCAGUAGUAGAAGAAGAAAGGAAGGAUGAAACUUAAAGAGAUCAAACGCACCUCCAUCCAGAGCUGGAGUCCUGCACAGCAACAUCCCAUCUACCUUGCAACAGGAACAUCAGCCCAGCAGCUGGAUGCCUCGUUCAGCACCAAUGCCUCCCUGGAGUUCUUCGAGCUGGAUCUGGCUGAGCCGUCACUUGACAUGAAGUCAUGCGGCAGCUUGUCCACGCCGCACAGAUACCACAAACUGAUGUGGAAUCCCUACGGCAUGGAUGAAAGCCACCCAGCCGGCAUCCUCAUCGCAGGAGGCGAGAACGGCAACGUCAUCCUGUACGAUCCCGCCAAGAUCAUGGCGAAAGAGACGGACGUGAUCAUCGCCGAGAGCGACCGGCACACGGGCCCAGUGAGAGCGCUCGACGUCAACCCGUUCCAGGAGAACCUGGUCGCAUCAGGCGGGAACGAGUCUGAAAUCUAUAUCUGGGAUAUGAAUACAUUCGGCUCUCCAAUGACACCAGGACCUAAAACUCAGCCUCUGGAGGACAUCAGCUGCGUGGCGUGGAACAGACAGGUCCAACACAUCCUGGCGUCUGCUAGUCCGAGCGGCCGAGCCUCGGUGUGGGACCUCCGCAAGAACGACCUCAUCAUUAAAGUCAGCGACCACAGCAACAGAAUGCAUUGCUCCGGACUGGCGUGGAACCCAGAAGUGGCGACACAGCUGGUCUUGUCCUCCGAGGACGAUCGGAUGCCGGUCAUCCAGAUGUGGGAUUUACGUUUCGCUACCUCUCCUCUCAAGAUUUUUGAGAAUCACACACGGGGCGUCCUGGCCAUCGCCUGGAGUUUGGCUGAUCCUGACCUGCUUCUGAGCUGCGGGAAGGACAACAGGAUCCUCUGCUGGAACCCGAACACAGGAGAGGUUCUGUACGAGCUUCCCACCAGCAGUCAGUGGUGCUUCGACAUCCAGUGGUGCCCGAGGAACCCGGCGGUGCUGUCGGCCGCCAGCUUUGACGGACACAUCGACAUCUACUCCAUCAUGGGAGGCAGCAACCAGGCGCAGAGCCAGAGACACGCCGACCAGCCUGUUCGAGGACCUGCGAUUAGUAACUCAUUUGGGAACAUGGAUCCUUUCGGGACAGGACAAACGUUGCCCCCUCUGCAGCUUCCUCAGACUGCCGCCCCUCCAGCUACAAUCAACCCCCUGAAGAAGCCUCCAAAGUGGAUCCGCAGACCCGUCGGAGCAUCGUUUGCUUUCGGUGGGAAGCUCGUGUCUCUGGAGAACACAAAGCCGAACCCUCAGCAGCCGCAGCAGCCCGCCUCACACGUCGUACACGUCAGUCAGGUUGUCACGGAGACGGACUUCCUGAAGCGCUCCGAUCAGCUGCAGGCGACGCUGAGCACAGGAGGCUUCGUGGAGUUCUGCCAGGAGAAGGUCGACGCUGCUGGGAACGAGUUCGAAAAGACUGUUUGGUCUUUCCUCAAGGCUAAUUUUGAAAGUGACAUCCGCAGCAAGUUCCUGGAACUUCUGGGAUACAACAAAGAGGAGUUAGCCUUAAAGAUUUCAGCAGCACUGGAGGAAAAGCCUGUUGAGCUUCCGAUGGAGAUUCCAGCAGCAGUAGAGGAAACACCUGCUGAGCCUCCAAUGAUUUCAGCAGCAGUAGAGGAAAUGCCAGCUGAGCCUCCGAUGAUGUCAGCAGCAGUAGAGGAAACACCUGCUGAGCCUCCGAUGGUGGAAGUUCCUGCUCCUGCCUUCGUGCCGCCUGUCAUGGACCUUAGCUUUUUGCCACCCGCCGAUAAUCCCGAGGCGGCGUUCGACAUGAUCGCCGCCGCAAACCUUCUUCAGCCCGCCGCCACGCUCGAUCUGGACUCCACUCCGGACCCUGACACCGAAGAGCCGGCCGCUGCAGAUCCAGAGGAGAUUGCCCUCACUGGAGAACUAGAGGCCAACGUGGAUCAGGUUCUAUCAGAAGAGGCUGAGGAGAAGGCUGAGGAGGAAGAGGAGGGAGAGGAGGAGGAGGAGAUUCCUUUGGAGGAGGCUAAAAAGGAAGAGGAGGAGGAGAUCGCCUUGGAGGAAGAGGCUAAGGAAGAGGAAGAGGAGAUUCCCUUAGAGGAGAAGACAGCGGCACCCGUGGAGGAGGAGCUCAGUCCUGCAGUCGAGGAGCCUGCAGAGGUUCCAGCUGCAGCUCCAGCUGUGGCCCCUCCAGCCGUAGCUGCUCCAGCCGUGGCCGCUCCAGCCGUGGCCGCUCCAGAUGUGGCCGCUCCAGGAGGAGUCAGUCUGAGCAUCAGUCAAGACGUGGACGGGCUGAUCACGCAGGCUCUGUUGACCGGAGACUUCGAGGGAGCCGUGGAGCUCUGUCUCCAUGACAACCGCAUGGCAGACAGCAUCAUCCUGGCCAUCGCCGGCGGGGCCGAACUCUUGGAGAAAACCCAGAAGAAGUAUUUCACAAAGACACACAGCAAGAUCACCAAGCUGAUCAGCGCCGUGGUGAUGAAAGACUGGCACGACAUCCUGAAGACGUGCGAGCUGCAGAACUGGAAGGAGGCUCUGGCUGCCGUCAUGACGUAUGCUCAGCCGGAGGAGUUCUCAUCCCUCUGUGACGUCCUCGGUGGUAGACUGGAGGCAGCAGAGGAUGCGCAGCUUCAAGCUCAGGCAUGUCUGUGUUACAUCUGUGCCGGCAACGUGGAGAGACUCGUGUCCUGUUGGACCAGAGCGCAGGAAGGACACUGUCCUCUGUCUCUGCAGGACCUGGUGGAGAAGGUGGUGGUGAUGCGGCGUGCGGUCGAGCAGACUCAGCACUCCGGUCCCGCCGCUAUCGGCAUCCUGCUGGCUGAGAAGAUGAGUCAGUACGCCGGCCUACUGGCCUCACAGGGCAGCCUGUCCACCGCCAUCACAUACCUGCCUGACAACACCAACCAGGUCACAGUGCAGCAGCUCCGUGAUCGUCUCAGUCGGGCUCUCGGUCAGCAGCAGCAGCAGCAACAGGCGGCGGCCGUCGCUCCCGCAGCUCCGGUUCAGACCCCGAGAGCUCCGGCUCAGCUGGCGGCUCCUCGGGCUCCUCAGCAGCAGCACGGCUCAUCUCUGCCCCGACACCCGUUCACUCCGGUCCAACCCGCCAUGGUGCCUCAGCCCGCCCCUGCAGCUCCCGCACCCAUUCCUACACCCGCCUCCGCCCCACCACAGCCGCAGUAUUAUCAACCAGUGAGGGCUGCCUCCACUGUAACCUCCUGGAGUAACCAAACUCCCACAGCCCUCCCCAAUGUUCCUCCUCCUCCUCUGCAAGUAGGCAACGCCCCAGAGCAGCAGGUCGAACCUCCAAACUCGAUGUACGGGAUGCCAGCACCCGGCACAGCUGCUGCUGCUCCUCCUCCAUCCUCCACCACUCCUGCCUACAUGUACUCCCAUCAGUACCAGCCUUACCCCCAGGUCAACCAUUACCCCCCUGGAGCUGGUGGGGCACCUAUCUAUCAGCCUCUUCAAUACUCCUCUGCUGCUGCGCCUACUGCCGAGCCCCCCGGCUUUCUCUCUCACUACACGCAGCCCGUCCCCUCUCAGCCUGCGCCUCCUUUAUACUCCGUACAUCCUCCUAUCAGCCAGUGCCUGUCCUCCUCUCCUCCCUCAUAUCCUCCUCCUUUCUUUCCAAACGCCGCCUCCUCCUCCUCUGCCUCCUCCUAUUCUGCUCCUCCUUCCUCCGGAGCGUCUUUCCAGCAUGGCGGUCCAGGAUCUCCUGUGUCGUACAUGCCGCCUCCUCCUCCAGCGAGCGGAGUCUCAGGUACACAGCUCGACCCUGAGCUGGUCCCCGCCUCUCAGAGAACAGGGCCUCAGAAUGGCUGGAACGAUCCUCCAGCUCUGAACAGAUCAUUAAAGAAGAAGCAGAUGAUCCAAGGGAACUACACCCCUCCUGCCCCCAUCACCGCUCCCAUCAUGGCUCCGCUGGGCGUCGACCCUCAGGCCCAGCCGGUGUCGGCCGGGGCCCCUCAGCCGAUGGGCCAGGGGCCACACGGAGGCCAGGGGCCGUUCUCAGGCAUGCAGCAGCAGCAGCAGCAGCAGCAGCUCUCACCUCCACCUAUGAACACCGCAAUGCCCAAAACCAGUAUGGAGGGGGCACCAGGUGCUCCUACAGGAGACAUCAUACAGCCGAUGCGGUCGAUCCCUGCUGAGAAGAUCAUGAAGAAGCCGAUUCCUGACGAGCAUUUGAUCCUCAAGACAACGUUCGAGGGUUUGAUCCAGAAGUGUUUGGCUGUAGCUACCGAUCCUCAAACUAAGAGGAAGCUCGAUGAUGCCAACAAACGUUUGGAGGCUCUUUACGACAAACUGAGAGAGCAGACGCUCUCUCCCGCCAUCAUCGGAGGACUUCACAACAUCGCCAGGACUAUAGAGUCUCGAUCCUACGCGGAGGGUUUGACCAUCCACACUCACAUCGUCAGUAGCAGCAACUUCAGCGAGACGUCGGCCUUCAUGCCCGUUCUCAAGGUGGUGCUGACACAAGCCAACAAACUCGGGGUCUGAGCAGAAGUUUAAACAAAAACAAAAACAAAAAAAACAUCCCCAACCACUCCUCUGAGUCUCGACCGGACGGCGAGGAGCGUCGACGUGUCCGGCGGGUCGAGCUGGAUAUUACAGAGUUUAAAAUAUUUCACACAGAGCUCCGUUUGACUCUUAAUGAGGAAGAAUCCAGAGAUGUAUGAAAUUACCGUUCAAUUCUUCUUUGUGCCAUUUGUUUUUGUUUCUUUGUUUUUGUUUUAAAGGUGCAGUGCAUAGAGUUUUAGCGGCAUCUAGCAGGACGGACCUGGCAGAGAUUCACUCGGCUGCUGCAAUCUGCAACUUCACCACUAGAUGUCACUAAAUAUUACGCACUGGUCCUUUUUUAAAAAUGUUUUCAACUCAAACACAAGCCAUGCUAUCAGUCGCACUCAGUGGUGAAAGUAAACUGAGCUCCAGAUGUUGUUAAACAGGGCUGCGACUAAUCAUCGUUUUUUUUCAUUAUUGAUUAAUCUGUUAGUGAUUUUAUUUUCUGGUCUUUAAAUUUGUCAGAAAACAGUGAUAAAUGUUCCCAAAAUUUUACCUCAAAUGUUUUGUUUAGAGAUGCAACUAAAAAUUAUUUUCAUUGUCGAUUAAUCUGACGAAUAUUUACUUGAUUAAUUGGUUUAUUUUUGUCUGAGUGACGUCUUGAAAUGUCUCGUUUUGUCCUGCCAACAGUCCAAAAUCCAAAAUAAUCAGUUUAUUAUCACAUAUGUUAAAGAGAAUCAACUAAUUAUCACAUUUAUGAAGCUGAAACUAGAGAAUUUCUGGCAUUUUUGCUUUAAACGGUGACUAAAGCAAUGAUUUUAUUAUCAAAAUUAAUCAUUUGUCGAUCGAUUAAUUGACUAAUAACUUGAGUUUUCUUUCUUUACAACCCAAAAAUAUUUAGUUUACUAUCAGAGGACAAAAAAAUAGAAAAUAUUUACAUUUAAGAAGCUGAAACCAGAACAUUUUAGCUUUUUUUUCUUAAGAAAAUUUCUCAAAAUGAUUAAUUGAAUAUCAAAAAAGUAGUUCCUGAUGGAUUUUCUAUUGAUUGAUUGUUGCAGCUCGACUGCAGAGUUACAAAUAAAAGGGCUAAAGACUAAUUAAUUAAAGAUAAAUAAAUACCACAUUAACCUACAAAUAAGCUACUCUAAACAUUUGUUUUUAAGUCAAACUUGUAGUCAAAUGAAUCACAAUUAAAUCUCCACAGACUGACUCAUUAUUAUGAGGCAUUAGGAAUUAAAUUAAAACAAAUAAAGUAGGACAAUUAAAGGGAGAUUCGCAGAUUUUUAAGGGCAUUUCUAUCUAUGUUUAUUGAGAUGUUAAAAAUAAACGUUAUCAAUUUAGAGAAUCGAGCUAAUCUAGAUUUAAUUAGAUUAUUAGCAGACUAGCAUGCUUUAGGCUCACAACUGCGUGGUCAUGCAAUCAUUAAAAGAAAAAAAAAGAGCUUUAUUCGUCUUUAUAGUGUUUUUUUCAGUUUUUCGUGCACUACAUCAAAGCUCAGAUAUCUUAUAAUGCUAUAAAGACGACAGAAUUUAUUACUAAAACUACAAAAAUCAUGCUUUAUUUCUACAUUAAAAUGCAUUAUUGUGCUUGCAUGCAGCAGAUGAAACAGUUUAAAAGUCAUAGAAGACGUAAAAGUCUGAAUCACAAGCAGAAGAAAUGCUGUUUGCCAGUUUUUUGGUUUUUUUAGCACCUAAUCUGACUUUUAUUUAGAUUUUUACUGAUUUACUUUCACCACUGGUGUCACUACAGAAAUGCACAUUGGACCAAGACUUUAUCAGUGUGUGGGAUACGUCAAUGCAAAGCAAUGCAAUCCCAUUUGUCGAGGAUGUUUAAAAAGUUUAUUUCAUUUUAUUUCUGUUUUUUAAUUCUUUUUUUUCAGUGUAACCUUGAUACUCAGCAGAGAGUGCAAUGGACUAUUAAAAUAAAAUAAAACCGAGGCUGUGCUUUUAUGGAAAUGUAUGCAUGCUUUAAACAAACGCUAGCAGUCGUAUUUUUUAACGGCAUCGGAGGUGAUAAUUAUCUGCUAAUUGAUUGGAUCGGACCUCAGAAGGAAACAGGAAGGAGACGCUCGUACUUGAUUUUUUUUCAUUCCAACGACGGCGAAGGCUUCGGUCUGAAGUAGUCGGCCUGUCUCAGUCUCAGUUUAUGUUGUUAAUAAAAUUUAAAAAAAAGAAAAGAAAACAAGUCUUUGUUUUAGAUUGACUACAUGCAAUAUUUUCAAUAAAUAGUAUUUAUUUACAGUA
Molecule: messenger RNA, 6893 nt
Organism: Scomber scombrus (Atlantic mackerel)
Lineage: Eukaryota; Metazoa; Chordata; Actinopteri; Scombriformes; Scombridae
Gene: sec31a
Product: SEC31 homolog A, COPII coat complex component
Exons: 32
Coding region: 184-4650 (1488 amino acids)
Biological process (GO): endoplasmic reticulum organization; intracellular protein transport; endoplasmic reticulum to Golgi vesicle-mediated transport
Cellular component (GO): COPII vesicle coat; endoplasmic reticulum exit site
Molecular function (GO): protein binding; structural molecule activity
Source: RefSeq, a predicted model, not a curated record